This is a messenger RNA of Lycium ferocissimum, 690 nucleotides long. RefSeq lists its product as uncharacterized. The transcript is spliced from 2 exons. Bases 1 to 690 code for a protein of 229 amino acids. The record is from RefSeq and is a predicted model, not a curated record. NCBI's taxonomy places the organism in Eukaryota, Viridiplantae, Streptophyta, Magnoliopsida, Solanales, Solanaceae.
AUGAAGAAAACUUCAGGGUUGUUCUUGGGUUCUUUGAGAGACAAGGAGUUGUAUGCCAAGUUCUUUAAGUGUGUGUUUAGGCUUGAGUCUGUAUCAUUCUUGGGCCAUGUAGUGUCGAAAGAGGAGAUUAUGGUUGAUCCUAAGAAGAUUGAGGCAGUGAGAGAUUGGGCUAAGCCUACAUCAGUGAUAGAGAUUCGCAGCUUUGUGGGGUUAGCCACAGAUGGGAUGAGUAGGAAAUCUGCUAAUAUGGGUAGCUUGGCUCGGUUGAUUGUUUCAGAGUAUCCAUUGGCUAUAGAGGUUCAGACUCUGGUUAAUAGUUUCAUGAGGCUUGAUGUGUCCGAUUUAGGUAGAGUGUUGUCUUGUGUUGAGGCGAGAUCGUCCUUUCUGAAGAAAAUUAUGGCAAAGCAGUUCGUGGAUGCAAGUUUGUACAAGAUUCGCGACAAGGUUGUGAUUGGUGAAGCCAAGGAGGCCAUGAUUGACAGUGGGGGUGUUUUGAGGAUUAAGGGGCGUGUCUGUGUCCCUCUUGUUGAUGACUUGAUUAGGAUGAUUUUAGAGGAUGCUCACAAUUCUAGAUAUUCUAUUCAUCCUGGUCCUACUAGGAUGUAUAGAGAUUUCAGGCUACACUAUUGGUGGGCUGGGAUGAAGCGUGAUAUUAUUGAGUUUGUUUCACAUUAUUUAAAUUAUCAGUAG